Haliotis rubra (blacklip abalone) is the source of this 4417-nucleotide messenger RNA. RefSeq names its product glutamate receptor ionotropic, NMDA 2B-like. Gene Ontology annotation, biological process: synaptic transmission, glutamatergic; monoatomic ion transport; modulation of chemical synaptic transmission. Gene Ontology annotation, cellular component: postsynaptic membrane; plasma membrane. The record is from RefSeq and is a predicted model, not a curated record. Gene Ontology annotation, molecular function: transmitter-gated monoatomic ion channel activity involved in regulation of postsynaptic membrane potential; NMDA glutamate receptor activity. NCBI's taxonomy places the organism in Eukaryota, Metazoa, Mollusca, Gastropoda, Lepetellida, Haliotidae. The transcript is spliced from 11 exons. Bases 139 to 2022 code for a protein of 627 amino acids.
GGGGACAGGAAAUCGACUUCAAUGAUGCCGGACAGUUGUUGCACCCCAAACUGAAAAUCAUCAAUAUACAACGAAACGGUCUUAAAGGAGGCAAAAACUGGACAGUGGUCGGUCACUGGACACGAGAAGGCUUUGUCCAUGCGGCGUAUCACGUGGCCAGGGGAGGCUCUUGGUCCACCAAGGGGAAAACCAAAACGUCGUUUCCUCAGAAUAGCCACGUUAAGAGAGAACCCGUAUGUUAUCUACAAAGAGAUGCCGCAUGGGGGAGUAUGCGGGCCACAUACCGUCGCCUGUGAAAUAUACCCAAGGGAUAAAGAGACCUUCAAACGACUGAGUAACGAGACUGAGACCAAGUGCUGUACAGGAUUAAGCAUAGACCUUCUCUUCGAGCUCAGCGCAGAGCUUGAAUUUGACUAUGAGCUGUUUGAAGUUUAUGACGGACAAUGGGGAGCUGAGGUCAACAAGGAGUGGAACGGUUUAGUUCGGGUACUUCUGGACAAGAAGGCGGACAUGGUCAUCACAUCCCUAAAGAUCAACCCAGAGAGAAGUACAGCUGUAGACUUCUCUGUACCGUUCCUGAAGACUGGGAUCACCAUCAUCGUCUCCAUCCGAGACGGGGCCAUAUCACCAACAGCCUUACUCGAGCCCUACGACUACCCAUCAUGGUGCUUCAUACUGCUGUUCAGCGUCCAUGCCACCGGGGCCUCCAUCUUCAUCUUCGAGUGGCUCAGUCCCUACGGUUUAGACAGGGGCACCGCAGUAUCUAAGGAUCAUAAGUUCUCUUUGUUCCGGUCCCUAUGGCUGAUCUGGGCCAUGUUGUUCAGCGCGGCCGUGACAACCGACACACCUCGGGGUAUCUCCAGCCGCUUCCUUGGGAACAUGUGGGCUCUGUUUGCCCUUGUGUUCCUGGCCAGCUACACCGCCAACCUUGCGGCCUUCAUGAUCACCAAGAAGGAGUACUACGACCUGUCUGGUAUCCAGGAUUGGAGGCUCCAAAACCCGAAGGCGAUGAAGCCACCAUUCAAAUUCGGUACAAUUCCCAAUGGCAGCACAGAGACGAACAUCAAGAGCAACGACCCCGAAAUGUAUCAGUACAUGAGACGCUACAACAGACCGUCCGUGGCCGAAGGCAUCAAGGCGGUCACACGAAAACAGCUCCAUGCCUUCAUCUAUGAUGCAACUGUGUUGGAGUAUCUGGCUGGACAGGACGAGAAGUGUAGUCUCAUCACCGUAGGGAAGUGGGGAGCUAUGACAGGAUAUGGAGUUGCUUUUCCCAGGGGGUCCGAGUGGAUCGACAAGGUUAAUGGUGCCAUACUUCGACUGACUCAGAAAGGCGAGAUGGAGCGACUUCAGAAGUUCUGGUUGUCUGGUGCGUGUCAUAACAACAAGAAAAAGGAUCCUAAUUCAAAUGGCUUUGGUCAAGGGGCCAAGAGUUCCUAUCUGGGCAUCAGAAACUUCACCAGCGCUUUUAUAUUCUUGGCUGGUGGUAUUGCCUUGGGUGUGAUCUUGGUGGUCCUGGAACAUCUAUACUUCCGCUUUGGUCGGAAUAGACUCAAGGAAUGGGACAAACGUGGCUGUUGUGCCCUUGUCAGUCUAAGCAUGGGGCGAUCUCUCACAUUCAAACAGUAUGUGACCAAGGCAAUUGACGUCCACAAACGACAUCGCUGCACAGACAGAACAUGCCAGGCCCAGUUUUGGGAGGUACAACAUGAGCUGGAUGCAGCACUGGGAAAGGUGGACAAACUACAGACACUAAUUUCACAUUUAAAACAGCAGAAAGAAGAUAGAUGUGUGUGGAGAUUUGAGUCAGAAGAUCAUCAGAACCAAAGUCCAGCCAACACGAACACUCCAUUACCGGGGAAUGCUGAGGAAAUACACGUUGAAGGUGCAUCUGAACAGAAGCCAAGGCGUCGUCAAGAUGACGCUGACACAAAAGGAAGUGACGUCACACAGGUUGAGAAGGUCAGGGACGAACUGAUGAAGCUUCUUCAGGAUGAGUGCGAGCGAGAGAGCGUCAUAUGAAUUCAUUCGGUUGAAAUGUUGAUAUGAUAGCUGACAUUCGUGUUGGUUGUCUCACGUGUUUCUUCAAAGGAGCUUCUGCAUGCAUACUGUUUCCAUUUGCAUCCACGUGGACAUUCAAAUGUUAUAAAACAUGGACAUAAGAAAGCUCAAAUGACAAUAUACCAACAUGAAAUGUUUAAAUAACACCUUGUCUUCCAGUCAAUAAAGCCUACAUCAUCUCACAUGACGUAUCUGGCAAUGUACCCAUAGAAACCCUUUUGUAAUGUUUAGUCUGUGUAACGAUAACAUGUCGACAUUGAAACCCUCUGAUAUUUAAAUAUAAGACAAUGGCACCUGGGGUUUAUUUAAGGCUUAGUUUACUUUGUUCCUGUUUCCCAUGCUUAACACUGAAGCGUUACAAGGACAGCCCAAUAACAUCGGGGACAACCUUGACGAUUCCAUGUCAACGAUGAACACUCAGCUCCAAAUUUCCUUGUCCCUUUUAAUAGGUAUCUGUUAUUCUUGUCAAGCUAUGGGAACAUGAAAAUGAAUUUGUGCACGAACGCUGUUUUCGUUUGUUUAUUUUUAAACAACACUAUGUUGACUAACCAACUAUCCGUUUCGAAACUCGUUUCCCCGUCGUAUGCCCCAGAGAUCCAAAGCGGAGAUUGACGUCAAACGUCAUUGCACAUUGCAGAGAACAAAUCACAAAGACCUACAGGAAAAGCCUUAAUAUUCCCAUAUCAAGGGAACACUUAAAGUUGAAUUUUAAUUUCACCAAAACGCAGUUGAAUGAUGUAUAUUUUGCUUUAAUAUUGAAUGCAAAAGCUUUGCAUGUUUUCAGAAUGUUAACAGAGUGAUUUUGUGGCAUCAUCGACAAACUUGCACAUAUCAUCCGUCACGAAAGCAUAUCACUGCGCCCAACAGUAGGAAACAGAGAGUGGUAGUUUCAUUUAGCAGUGCCGAAGCUCGAUAAAAGUGAACGCGCUACUUAUAGUACUUUUUGUCAAUAUAAUUCAAUGCAAUAAUGCUUAUCUGAGCUUCCUUAAUGUACAUAAAUCAUUGUGCUUCAGAUUCAUAAUGUUUUGAUGUUUUUGCAUUUGCCAGACAGUCGUAUUUUCAUGGAGAGACGCUUUUAUUGGUCGGUGCCCACAGUUUGUACAUACAAUUUUGCGUCUUGCGUAUGAAUGCAUCAUUUGUAUGUACGUAUAUUCUUGUAUGGUGGCACCUUUGUUAAUGAGUGUUAUCUUAUAGGAACGGAUCACUUUACCUGCCUAGUAUUCAUGUAUGUUCGUGCUUGGUUUAAAGCCAAACUUGGUGUCCAAUGUCCGGAGGGACGUAGUACGUUCAGUCAAACACCCUUGUCUCGAACUGUAAGGUACCUACGUAAAUAAAUCGGGUUAUACGAGGUUCGACACAGCCGGAAAGUAAUGACUAGAUAAUGUAUGCAUAAAGACGAAGCUUUUACUUCGAGACAACAAUACGUUCGACACAAGUGUAAGGUGUUUGACUGUAAGGUAGAUGAUUUCGUUUAGUACAACUGUAGAAUAUGUUCGUUGCUUUUUGACAAGAUUGGAACUAGAUAUUCCAUGUUUUUGGCAAUUGGAAACAUGGAUUCCUGUGCAAUGUUGGCCCGAUGUACAUUUUUAGGGUUCUGCGGACACCUAAUUAUUGUGAGUGUACUGGUUGGAUUGAAUACAUUCUACGUCAUAUGUUUACUUGUUUACAACUUCUUUAACACGUGUGUCUAUAUACAAUGUAUAGUAUUCAUUUUUUGGUAAAUGGAGCAUGACUGCUUUUUUAUGGGGUUUGUUUCUCGGGACCGAGAGCUGAAAUGACCGGUGCCUAACUUAUUCUAUUCUUGAUCAUUCUAUUACCUUUUUCAUAAGUAUGCUUACUGAAUGUUCGUAAUUUUCAAUGAAUAUUGUAACAUAGAGCGUAAAAGGAAAAACACUUUUAGUAGAAUGAUGGCUUCGUAAGACAAUAGUCCUAAUAUAGGUAGAUCCACAAUAGGUAUUUCAAAAAACAUUUAUUUGUUAUCUAACGACUGUAGGAACUAGUUUCUUUUGUCCCAUCUUAUAGUAUCUGGCGAGCUAAGGAAAGCCAGACACAUCAAAGCAAAGGCACUGCACUGUAUACGUCUAAGCUGAUUAUAUCGUGAUGCAAGUAUCACCACCUGUGGCAUUAAAUGGCAAAGUAAUCCUUUCACGUUGGGGGUAUUUUCUUCAGGGAAAAAUGUGGCACUGAGGGAGAUAUAAACAGUAGGAAUAUGACAGGUCAUUAGACUAAGACAUCUAGUCAGUCCCGUGUCAGUUAAAUAUCAUUUACAUUCAAACUUUCGCAGACAGACACACACACACACACACACACACACACACACACACACACACACACACACACACACACACACACACAC